AUGACUUCACAGAGCCCCCAAUAUCAACACUUUGUCCCUCAGUUCCUCCUUCGUAACUUCUCUCACCCCUACAAGCCAGAUGGACCAACCAAAGGCCGCAAAUUCCAAAAGGGGAUGUUCCCAAAAGACAAAGUCGUUCGGCACGUUGAUUUCGCGGUUGAUCCGCCUGUUAUUUGUGAGAGUCCCGUCAACCGGAUCUUGGGACUGGUCAACAUGUACGACAACCCGAACAAGCCAACCGCUUUGCAACGAGAAGUCGAGAUCCUGUUCUCCAAACUUGAACAUCAAGCUAGCCAGAUCUUCCGCAAGAUCAGCAAGGCUUUCGAGCAGAAAAGUACCGUGGUUUCAAUGUCACGAGCUGAACGCGAUCUCAUGCGCAAGUUCCUCUUCCUCCUCAUGUACCGGAACAGAGGGUUUCAUACCCGCUUCAACCAUGCCACGCCCGACGGGUACAACGAGGAUGAUAAGGAGCUUGUGCGCGAGUACAUGCGCAAGAACAAUAUCAUCACGCCACUGGAUGUGUGGCUCGACGGGAUCAAGACCAUCAUCGAGCUCCCUAUGGACCCGGGAAAGAAGUGGCUGGGGGUGUUGAUGGGCAAGAUGUACCCUCAAGACGCCAUGUGGUUCUGGUUACACGCUGAGUUCUCCUACAUGGCUAUUCUCACCCCUGCAGAGGAUGGCGACGAGUUUAUUCUGACCGACAACGCGUAUGCGAUAUUCGAAGGCCCCAAUACUUCUGCGCUGGACGCGGAGACGCAGGAAGUCAUUGAUACUGAAUAUCUUCCCCUUCAUACAUUUGCACCUAUUUCACCCAAGCUCUUGAUCGUGCUCCGAGCCGACAUAUUUCCCGAUCCCCUGGAAGACGCUGAUGAGCGUGUUAGGGAGGCGCGGAAACUUAUGCGAUUAGCAUGUCGUGCCCCUUUGGAAUCCCCAGGCUCGGAGAAGGUUCGCUCAUUGCUGGCGGACCUUCCCAUCUCAAAAGCUCGAAACAACUACACGGUGAUCGUUGAUAGCCGACUUGAGCUCAAAGCCGGGCAGCCUCCUAAAAGACGCCAAACAGACAGAUUCGACUUCACCAUCUUCCCUGUCAAACAAAACCAUGUCAACAUGAUCAACGGGAUUUUUUUGGACAGUUGUGCCCCUUGUACAAGCAUCGUGUUUGAGUCUCGUGACGCCUUUGCCCGCACACUCGAGUGGUAUCUCACUGCACCUUGCAGCAUGGGCAAAGUGUUGGGUGGGAAACACAAGGAGAUCCGCCGCCGGGCUUUGUUCAAGUUGGAGGCCAUCUCCCGAGCCUUGGGUUCGCAAAAGGAAACCAAGUGGCAAGAUGUAGAAGAAGUUGUGAUGGACAAUGUCGAGCAGUGGCGAGCAGAGAACCUUGACAAGCAACGCAAUCUUGUACGGCUCAUGAACGCAGAUCUUGACGGUCUAUACGAAGGAGUUCACAGGCAGGCAAACAAAUAUGGAAGGCCAUUCAACUCGAAGUCUUAUGGCCCAUACUUUCUCCUUGGUGGCUCACGGUACACAGCAGAGGAGGACUUUGCACAGGCUAACUUGAUACGAAGAUUCAGAAUCAAGAUUGACCUCUGGUCUAAAGGGAUGGUUGAUGAAGUUAUUCGGCAGAGAAACAGGGACUUGAUCGAGACUGCCUACCUUCGGCUCCCGCCACGACGUGUUUGGAUGCUCAUCAAGCUGAUCAGACUGAUGCUCCUUGCCGGUCCGGAUAAGCCGGUAGACCUAAAGCUAGCAAAAAGCGAAUUCGAUGGUCCAGAGGAUACGAUUGCACGGGUCCACCAUCUUGUCACACCCAAAGUCCUAAACGACCUUCUCUGGAGGACUCACAUCAACGACAUGUAUUCGAGACGGAAUCAUGGCGUUGACAUUUGGGCCAGGCAGAACGGCGGCUGGGAUCUUGCAGCGUGGGAGAUGCCGUUUUUGCAUCACAUACGGGGAAGCAUUAGAAACUGCGGAAUACCUGCAAUCGAGAAGUUCGGACUGGAAGUUCCCGGAUCUCCAACCCCCGCUUGCACCAUUGACACUUUUAGGGACAUGAGACCGACGGAUAUACGCAAGACAAUUGUCGAGCUCAAUGUGAGGAAGCUAGCAGAGUUGGAAUUUGACUCUCUUUUCGAUAACCAGGUGGAAUGUCACGAUCUGUUGAUGGAGUUCAAAAGGCUGUUCUUCCAGCUGUCAUACCCAACCCCACCCUACACGUGGUUAUUGGAAAUGGCAGUUCGAGCUGGAGUGUUGUGA
This is a messenger RNA of Podospora pseudocomata, 2253 nucleotides long. RefSeq lists its product as uncharacterized. The coding region runs from base 1 to 2253 and encodes 750 amino acids. Lineage: Eukaryota; Fungi; Ascomycota; Sordariomycetes; Sordariales; Podosporaceae. The record is from RefSeq and is a predicted model, not a curated record. The transcript has 5 exons.